Molecule: messenger RNA, 878 nt
Organism: Prosopis cineraria
Lineage: Eukaryota; Viridiplantae; Streptophyta; Magnoliopsida; Fabales; Fabaceae
Product: casparian strip membrane protein 2-like
Exons: 3
Coding region: 78-668 (196 amino acids)
Source: RefSeq, a predicted model, not a curated record
CAAGCUUUGGCUCUCACAUCCAUUAAUUAAUUUACAGUCUUCUCAAUAGAUUAUUGUCGCUUUCUUCAAAGCCGAAAAUGUCAACCACCAUUGAUGUACCAGAGACAAGCAAUGUUGACACCAGAGAAAAAGCACCUCUUCUUCCAGCACCGAGGCAGGCAGGAUGGAGAAGAGGGAUAGCCAUAAUAGACUUCAUCCUCAGACUUGGCGCCAUCGCAGCUGCUCUCGGUGCCGCAGCCUCCAUGGGAACCAGUGAUCAAACUCUACCUUUUUUCACUCAGUUCUUUCGCUUUGAAGCCAGCUACGACGAUUUCACCUCUUUCCAGUUUUUUGUUAUCGCAAUGGCUUUUGUGGGUGGAUACCUGGUCCUCUCUCUUCCUUUCUCCGUCGUGACCAUAUUACGACCUCAAGCAAUCGGAGCAAGGCUUCUCCUCAUUAUCCUGGACACAGUGUUUCUGACUCUGGCGGUUUCAAGUGGUGCUGCAGCAGCAUCGAUAGUUUACUUGGCUCACAAUGGAAAUCAAGACACCAAUUGGCUUGCUGUCUGCAGUCAGUUUACUGAUUUCUGUCAGGCAACAAGUGGAGCAGUGGUUUCAUCCUUCGUUACUGUGCUUAUUUUGGACUGCUUGAUAGUCAUGUCUGCGUUUGCCCUCUCAAGGAACAACUAGAUAUAUAGCUCCAUUAUUAAGCUCAUCAUGAUGGGGCUUAACUUGACUUGUCUUUGCUUUAAUGAUUGUUACUGCGAAUGUUUCUUUUUUUUUUUUUACUUUUUCUGUCUUUGAAGUCUGAUCCGCUCAAGCUGUGUCAGGUUUUCUUCCAAGUGUUUUGCUGUCAACAAGAUAAUUACCUGUAUCGAUUUGGCAAUGGAAUUCAUUAUA